CGAGGCUCCCCCCGCGGCCCCCCCUACCUGGGCGACGAGGAGGCCAAGUCCUGCUGCGGCCUCAUGGUGACGCAGGCCGUGAGCAUCCGCUGGUUCAUCAUCAUGAUCGCCUUCGUCGGCCUCUGCUGCACCGUCGUCGGCACCGUGCUGGGCGCCGUCAAGACUCACAACUCCGAGUACGUCACCAUCACGCUGCUCAUGAUCGGUGUUGGUAUCGUUCUGAUCACGGUAUCGGGCGUGGCCUGGCAUCUGACCUCUCGUGACGCCCCAUGUAGGGUCAUGUUGGGUCUAGCGCCACAUGAUUCAGCACGAGGAGAGCCACGCCGCUUCAUGGCGCGGAUGGCACCGGCUUUCGGACGCCCUCACCACCCUUAUGCCGCAAUGAUGUACCCAGAGUUCCAGUACAGGCCGCCGCCUCCAAGCUACCAGGCAUCCAUGCAGGAAUACAGGUUGCGGUUGCUGCUCCUGGACCGACACCACGCCCACAAUGCCUCGCCGCAAGCACCCUCACCCCCGCCCACCUACCGGUCUGGGACCCAUAAUUUUAGAGGAUUAGGUGUGAAUACAUUAGGACGGGAGAGUAACUACAGUCAUCCUCCAAGUUACCGGUCCCGCGAGGGUUCCAUUUCCCACAAUCCUGACACGGUUCCUUCAACUCACCCUGGGGGCAACGUAGCCCCUGCCCACUCCAGAGAUCCCUCGUGUCUGUCGUUUCUCUCGCACGAUUCCAUAUACUCCACCGGCGCACCGCCCUCACAGGACGGCUCCCUACGAGCCGGGCAGAUAGUGGACAGAGAUAAAGUAGCAGUGGUGGAGGACUCCGUGCUGCCGCCAGCCAAGAAGGACAGCAGGAGAGAUGACAACACCGUUACCAUUGUACAGACCACAGACUCUUCGCAAGUAAUUGGUUCCGAUGCUGUAGUUGUGACAGUGUCAGGUUCAAAUUCAAACUAUGUGACAGCGCCAUCACAACACCAAACCACCGAUGCUGAAAUAUCCGUCCUGGCCCACCUUUGACCUAGUUCACUUUCUGACGAAGUGAAGCUGUGAAAAUACAAGGUUUUCUCUGACCUUCAAUGCUUAUGAAAAGUAUGCUUAAAUUAGGCCGUUUGGUAUUGCUACCUUUAUUAUAUGAUCUUCAGUGAUGUGUUGUUCAUGUAACUGAAACCAAAACAUCAUAAACUGCACACUGUUUCUUUUGUCAGCUACUGGUGAUAUUGCGUAUAGCAUUCUGUUCAUUUAAACCCAAUAUAGUGAGAACAUUAUGAAACGGAAUGCAAGCUGAUGUAACUUUGGCUUAUGGCCAAGAUGAAUUUAUCAUGGAAAUGAAUAUAAAUUAGUCAACUAUAUUGUUAUCAUACCAGUUUUUGAAAUCAAGAAUGAGUGCUGUUGCCAUAGUCAGAGAGGUUGUUGAAAUAUAUUGUGUACAUAUUAAUUUUUGUAGCCUUUACAUUUAUUUGCACAAGACCAGCCAACCUCAUGUGUACUUGAGUUGACUUGAGUGCUUUAUUUUAGUCAUGUCUAACUUAUCCGACAUAUUUAAAAUGCAUGUAUGAGAUGUAAAUAAUUACUAUUGGCAUUUAUAUAUACAUAUAUCACAUAAAUACUUUAUAAUCAAUGAUUGUAAAAGUGACCAAAAAAUAGUCAGUUUAGAUUAGGUUAUAUUGCCAGUGUUCUUCCUGUGGUGUAGUGGUGUCUUGUGAGAUCCAGAUAAACAGGAAUGUUGCUACUAGUUCAUGAAAGUUUCUUGAUAGUGUUAUAGAUCUAUUUCUUAUACGUAGAUAUUGAAAUUGUAAAUGUUUAGUGUCCUUAGCAUCAUUCCUGGUCCACUGGGCCUCACUGUUCACUGCUAUGAUGCUCGCGUGUCUUGUAAGGUGCUGUAGCAGAAUUAUCUAUCCACAGUGUCUGUGAAAACAAGAUUUAAUUUUGGCAUAUUUUUUCUGAAAUGUAAAAGUCACAUGGCAGUAUUUUUCCUUUUUGGGAUUUACUAAAGAACCUAAGCUUUGGUUAUGAAAUGAAGACGUAGUGUGGAACAAGAUUGAUUACUUUUUCAUAACAAGACUUAAGGUUCAGCAGCCCCAGUUUUAGAAAUGUACCAGUCGAAAUGGGUAGCAUCCAAGUUUAGUCAGUUGGUAUUAUUUUUUGAAAUGAAACUGCAGAACUUUGUUUAUAAAAUAUAUAAUUAUAUAUAUGAAAGGUUCUUCCUUCCCUGAGAUUGCCAUGUUCCUUAUGUCAAACCAAUCCUUAAACCAGAGAUUAUCAUAUUGCCCUUUAAAACUGUCCUAAUAAAUCCCUUCCUACUGCUUAAAAACUGAAAUGUAUUUUUCCCCUGUUGCAUAUGAUAUAAUAUUUCUGGGCAUAAUGUAAUAAAAAAGGUCCUGUAUAUAUUUUGUAUAACUAAAUAAAACCACCUUUACAUUCA
Molecule: messenger RNA, 2422 nt
Organism: Penaeus chinensis
Lineage: Eukaryota; Metazoa; Arthropoda; Malacostraca; Decapoda; Penaeidae
Exons: 4
Coding region: 64-1017 (317 amino acids)
Source: RefSeq, a predicted model, not a curated record